Messenger RNA from Daldinia caldariorum, 1237 nucleotides. Its product is annotated as dienelactone hydrolase. The coding region runs from base 336 to 1088 and encodes 250 amino acids. The transcript has 3 exons. The record is from RefSeq and is a predicted model, not a curated record. NCBI's taxonomy places the organism in Eukaryota, Fungi, Ascomycota, Sordariomycetes, Xylariales, Hypoxylaceae. Gene Ontology annotation, molecular function: hydrolase activity.
CCUAUAUUCAGAAAGGAAGACUAAGGUAUUGAUAACGCGAAACAAAGAAUACUUACCUCACCUAACCUAUACCUAAAGUUGUAAUGUUUACCUACCUAGGUAGCGGUACCUAAGGUAUCAUGCUGAUAGAUCCGGUUAACGACUAAAGAAUUUGUUAGCGGCAAUUUUAUACUUAAGCCUCUCGUCUCGCGCUUCGUCAUUUAUUCCCUCCUCUUUUGCUAUCAGACAUAUAAUACUUCUCCCGCCCACGUUACGUCGUAAUAUCUUCCAUUCGACGAUCAAAAACCAAAUUCAAUCAUAUAUAAUAAAGAUAAAUUCGCAUAUAACGAUUCAAGAUGGCAUCAAACCCCCCCGGAGAGUGCUGCUAUAAGGGCGUCAAGCACGAGGGCACGCCUACAGGUGCAGAUAUCAAGGUGGGCGAACACCAAGCUUACUUGGCUACUCCUGAGCCCUCUGCCGCCAAAGAUGCUGCAAUCCUAUUUAUCCCCGACGUCAUCGGCAUCUGGCAGAACAGCAAGCUCCUUGCUGACCAAUUCGCCGCUAACGGCUAUCUGACGCUCAUCAUUGAUCCUUUUAAAGGCGACGCCAUACCCUUAAAUCGUCCCGAAGGCUUCGAUUUUACAUCUUGGCUGGCCAAGGGUUCUACCGGUGACAACCCGCACACUACGGAGGCUGUAGACCCUAUUAUUGAAACUGCCAUUAAGUAUCUCAAGGAAGAGAAGGGCGUCAAGAGGCUGGGCGCAGCCGGCUACUGCUUCGGAGCAAAGUACGUCGCCCGUCACCAUAAGAAUGGUAUCCAAGCUGGCUUUAUUGCGCACCCGUCCUUUGUCGACGAGGAUGAGCUUGCAGGAUUCAAGGCACCGCUAUCCAUCGCGGCGGCUGAGACGGAUCAGAUCUUCCCGGCCGAGAAGCGCCACAAGUCGGAAGUGAUUCUAGCUGAAGGCGGAUUCCCUUACCAGAUCAACUUGUACUCUCAGGUAGUCCACGGAUUUUCUGUCCGUUGCGAUCCCAGUAAGAAGCAUGAGCGCUUUGCUAAAGAGCAAGCCUUCCUGCAGGCCGUCACCUGGUUCGACAACUGGCUGUUCUGAGCGGAUGGCGAGAAGAUACCGACAAAAGAAAGGCUGUGAAGGAAUUUUGGGAAUAUUAGUGACUACAACGUAGUCGUACCUAAUGUUCGUUAAGAGGUAGUCCAUAGCCUAACUCGUGUAAAUAUUCAAUUAAAAUAAUACCGCAGAAC